This is a messenger RNA of Sus scrofa (pig), 7273 nucleotides long. RefSeq names its product platelet-activating factor receptor-like (gene GPR199). The record is from RefSeq and is a predicted model, not a curated record. NCBI's taxonomy places the organism in Eukaryota, Metazoa, Chordata, Mammalia, Artiodactyla, Suidae. Gene Ontology annotation, biological process: positive regulation of Rho protein signal transduction; phospholipase C-activating G protein-coupled receptor signaling pathway. Gene Ontology annotation, molecular function: G protein-coupled receptor activity. Gene Ontology annotation, cellular component: plasma membrane.
GGCUCUGGUGUAGGCCAGCGGCUACAGCUCCGAUUGGACCCCUAGCCUGGGAACCUCCAUAUGCCGAAGGAGCGGCUCAAGAAAAGGCAAAAAGACAAAAAAAGACCCCUAGAUUUCCCCCUCAUAUCCCACUGUGUAGAACUGUCACAUUUCCAUUCUUAGACCAGUCACUGGCAAGAAAAAUGGGAUUCCCAAGAUGGACUUAGAAUAGUUAAGAUUUACCCACACUGGUCAAGUGGUCAGCAAAGAAGGGUAGAUAGUGCUACUUACUAGCUUAUUUGCAAAAUAUGGAUAAUAAUGGCAAAUAUUUCAUUAAGAUUUGUGAAGAUUUAGGAGUUAAAGUGCUUAAGUAAUGCCUGGCACAUAAUAAAUGCUCAUCAGUAAAUGCUAUUAAAUAGUGCUUGUCAUUAAAUAACUGUUUGUUCUCCAGAUGAGAAAAUGGAUUCAGAAAACAAGUGCCUAUAUGUUACCUGAGGUUAGAAUUAAGGCCUGACUGACUCCAGAACCCACACUUUCCAAAGCACCAGCUGCCAAAGUUGGAAGUGGGCAGGCAUGGCACCCCUGCUCUCUUUACCUUGAAGGUAGAUGGGGUGACUGAGCCAGUAUGAUUAAAUCUGCACUACUUCACAGAAUUGCCCCUCAGCAUGAAAAUUUUGAAGCCCUCGAAAGUAGAGCCUGGAAACCCUAGGAUCCUGGCCUCUUACCAUCUCUACCCCUUCCAGGAUUCCACAGCCAGCCUGUCUCCAACCAGGACUUUAAGUAAAACCUCUCAGCUGGCAUGAAGUCUCUUGUUUAUCAAGGCUUGGCCUGUAAGCUGAUUAGCAGCUACAGGGCCCCACAAGCUUGGUUGUAGGGCCCACCCGGCAGCUGCAGGAAAGGCAGGGUGCUGGAGAAGUAGGCUGGCCAGCUGGUAUAGAGGAGCAGUUGGGAUUGACAGCAGCAGGAGUAUCUUCGGCGCCAGCAGUGCCUCCUCAGCCCAAGGAGAAGCAGGUCUUAGAAAAUGGGCCCUUUUAACCACAGGCUAAACUUUGGCCAGGUCAGCAUAAGGACAUUCAACUGCAAGGCCUAUCUCCCUCUCUGUGCCCCCUUGCCUUGAAUUGACACUCCCUUCCCUUGGCACCCUGGCUGCACCCCACAAACCCAGCUCACAGUUGCCACAAGUGGACUCCAGCUGUUGGGCCCAUUCUUCAUGUCAUGUCCUGGGAUUAGUUGGUUGAUGGGAGGGUCUAGGAUGUGUGGGUGGGAGUGGAUUCUGCUCUAGCUCAGCUCCUGAAGUCCAGGGCCCCAGAGAGAGCUGUAGCAGCCAGAAGAACAAGCGGUAAGAGAAGAAUGAUCUGGUGGGAUGGCAGGGAGAGGUGCAGGGCGGAGCAGUUGGGAGCUAGAGCCAUGGUGGGCAGAGCUGAGAGGGAGGGGGAGAUGGAAUACACACCCUCAGGGUCCCGGAAAAGACUGGCGCCUGAGAGUGUCAAAGGCAGAAGUACAAAUUUUGAUAUUGGAGGAUCCAUGUUUGGGGACACCCUAGGAGUGUAACUAUGUGCCAGAAAUACAAAAAGGACAUUGGCUUGUGCACUUACCCCCCUUGGGGAGAGGAGGCAUGUGCAAGAUGUCUCUGUCUCUAACACUCUGUGUGACUGUGUGGGUGUACACAUUUAUCCGUGCUGCCUGGAGGGGAAGGGAGCUAAUGGUUAUGAAGUAUCUCUCCAGUGUCAGCCAGUGCUCAAAGUUUUACUCAUGUUUUCUCAUAAUCCUCUCAAUAACCCUGUGAGGUAGGAAUUUUAAUCUCCAUUUUACAGCAGAGAAGACAGGUUCAGUGAAGCUGAGUAAUUUGCCCAAGGUCACGUGGCAGAUAAAUGUGUGUAUUUAGAAUCUGCCUGAUUCCCAGGCCUGUGCUCUUUUUGCUUUGCUGCCCAAAGUUUCAAAUCAAAACCAGGACUUGUUUGUGGUCAAAGACAAGGGAGAAGGAAACAGGCUGGAAGGCCUGAGAGAUGUGAAACAUUUUCAGCCCUGCACAAGGUGCUCCAGGCAAGCCCCAGGAGAGGACCUUCACCAAGGUCCGAGAUGAACAGCAGCGUUGAGGACCUGGGUGUUGGCAGCUGCAGCCCCUGGGACGACCCUGCUCGCUUCAUCGUCGUGCCUGCGGCCUACGCCUUAGCGCUGGCCCUGGGGCUGCCGGCCAACGUGGCGGCCCUGGCGGUGUUCGUCCGCAGCGGCCGGCGCCUGGGCCAGGCCCUGCGUCUCUACCUGCUCAACCUGGCCCUAGCCGACGUGCUCUUCACGCUCACGCUGCCGCUGUGGCUCACCUACUACCUUGGCCCGGCCCACUGGCCCUUCCCGGAGGCCGCCUGCCGCGCGGCGGGGGCUGCCUACUACGUGUCCACCUACGCGGCCGUCGCCUUCGCCGCGCUCAUCAGCGUGUGCCGCUGCGGCUCGGUGCGCCGGCCCGGGCCCAGGGCGACCGCCCGCUCGGCGCUGCGCCGCCGCGGGCCCGCCCGCGCCGCCUGCGCCGCCGCCUGGCUGGCGGGCCUGGCUUGUGCAGCGCCCUCACUGGCCGCCCCGCACGCGCUGCGCCCCGGACCGGGCGGCUCCGCUCGCUGCCUGGAGCGCGGCUGGGCGCGUGCGGGCCUGGCCUACGCCACCGUGGCCUUCUUCGCUGCCGCCUUCCUGCUGGUGCUCGCGGCCUACGUGAGCCUGGCGCGGGCGCUCGCGGCGCCCUCGGGCCCGGGCCCGGCCCCCACCGGCCCGCACCGGCGCGCGGCCAGGACCAUGGUCCUGGGGCUCUUGCUGGUCUUCGCCCUCUGCCUGGCGCCCUACCACCUGCUGCUGGCGCCGUGGGUGGCCGGGCAGGAGGGCGCCGCGGGCCCCGACGGCGGCGGGUGCCGCGCCGCCUCCACGCUCGACGUCCUGCACACUCUCAGCCUAGCACUGCUAAGUCUCAACAGCUGCCUAGACCCGCUCAUCUACUGCUUCUCCGUGCGCCGCUUCCGCCAGGACUGCUGGGCGUUGAGCUGCCUCCCGGGAGUGGGGGUGCCCGGGGCGCACGCGGCAUCUUUGUCCUCCUCGGCCUCCUAGAGCGGGCCUUGACCUGCUGUCUGCUUCACUACUGCCACCCUCUCAGUGGCGUCCUGGGUGGAGAAAACUCUUUGGAAGGACCUAGAAUCCAACCCCGAUGCAGCCACAUACUAGCCUCGGUAGCUGUAAACCUCUGGGCUCUGACCAAAAGGGAAAGAACAUUCUUUGAACCCGAAUGUUCCCAAGACUUUGCCAGCUUUUGGAUACACAUAAAUGCGAUUGCUUUUUAAAUCUCCUGGGAUGAAACCCGAGGUCCUUAAAAGGGCCUGAAAGGCCUAACUGGCUUCUGUUUCCCUCUCAGCAUCCUCUCAUCCUCAUCCUCCUUCUUUUCUGCCACCUCUGCCCCUCUCCGCAGCUUAAGUCACCUUCUCGGUCCCUGGAAUAGACCUGUUUCCUGCCCUUCAAGGCCUUUGCACCUGACUGCCAGGAAUGAUAUCCUUCUGUCUCCCUUGGUAAAUUAAUCUCUUUUCCCCCUCACCUCCUCAAAAGCAACUAUAGGGAAGGCUUUCUAGACCAGCGCCAUACACACCAUACCCUAGACUGGAUUAGAUAUGAUUGCUCCUUUAUAGCUCUUUCCAUAAUUGCAAUCAAGCAAUUAAUUCUUUUUCUUUUCCUUGGCUGUGGCCCUGGCAUGCAGAAUUCCUGGGCCAGGGAUAGAACCCAGCCACAACAGCACCUGAGCAUCAGCAGUGACAAUGCUGGAUCCUUAACUGGCUGAGUCACCAGGGAACUCCCAAUUUUUUUCCCUUUGUUCCUUCUCUUUUCAGAAUAUAUUCAUGUUGAGCCAUAAGAAAGUGCUGUGUUGUUUUUUUUUUUUUUAGUCCAAAAACGUCGAAUAGUAGCAAUUUUGUUUUCAUCCAAUUCAACUUAAAUUCCAUGUUUGUCUUAUUUACUGCUUGCUACUGUGCAUGUAGUAAGACCUCAAUAUGUCAGAAGAAUACAUGAAACCUGAAUAUAUCAUUAGCUUAACAUGCUCAAGGACUCACUCAGACCUUCCAGUCUCUGGUAGAUUUUCCUCAAGUGCCUCUGGGAUUUUACAAGCUUGUAUUACCCAGAUGCAUUCCUGACCUGGUCCUGAUGAUUGCUUCCUUCUGCUGUUGCUGGAUACCUGCAAGUCUGCCAUCACCUCAACUGUGCCAAGACUCCUGUGCCAAGACUUGGUGAUAACCAAGCUGGAGAUCCGUCCUGCUGUUAGUUGGGAUAGGGAUCAGCCAGACUCACUGCCUUCUGCUUCGGCUGAGCUGGGACUCUGUCACUGGGUGCAAAUCCCUGCCAAUGGCUCUGGCCACCAGUGCUUUCCCUCCUUGUAUCUUGAUGACUCAGCAGUUGGCUUCAAGUGGGGAAGGGAACCACUCUCUCUCCUCAGCCAUGCUAUUGGGGGCCCCACAGCAAGACUGCUUAGGUCUCAAGGAGUUUACCUUAACAAGGGAGGGCUGCGUGUUCAUGUUGCCAAGUUGGCUGGGUUGGGAAGGGUUUACUAAUCAGCCACCAUGUCUUAUGGACCUCAGGCCCUAUUGCUGAAUUUGCCUUCUAAUGGUAAAUUUGGUAAAUUUCUUUUUAAAAAAAUUUAUAUUAUAGUUGAUUUCAAUGUUCUGUCAAUUUCUACUGUAUAGCAAAAUGAAUAUAGUUCCCUGUACUGUACAGCAGGACCUUAUUUAUCCAUUCUAAAUGUAAUAGUUUGUACCUACUAACCCCAAACUCCCAGUCCAUCCCAAUCCCUCCCCCCUCCCUUUGGCAACCACAAAUCUGCUCUCCAUGUCUGUGAAACUGUUUCUGUUCUAUAGAUAGGUUCAUAUGUGCCAUAUUUUAGAUUCCACAUGUAAGUGAUAUCGCAUGGUAUUUGUCUUCUUUCUGACUUCGCUUAGUAUGAGAAUCUUGAUGUUGCUGCAAAUGGCAUUACAUUGUUCUCUUUUAUGGCUUAGUAGUAUUCCAUUAUGUAUAUGUACCACAUCUUCUUAUAAAUUCCUUCUUGUAAUUUUGAUAAAUUACCUUUCGUUGGUCCCUAAUUCCUCCUUUAAAUAUUUUCUUUUACAUUUUAAAAGUAAUGCAUGUUUAUGAAAAUAAGUUCAGUUCCCUUCUGGCACAGCGGGUUAAAUAUUCAGUGUUGUCACUGCAGUGACCCAGGUCACUGCUAUGCCACAGGUUUGAUCCACAUCCUGCAGGUGUGCCACCACCCCCCGCCUCUGCAUAAAGAAAUUAAGUUCAAAGCAGUAGAGAACAACGCAAAAUAGAAAAUAAAGGAAUCCCCAGAGGUAACCACUGUUCAGUUUCUUGUGUAGAUCUUUCCCGAGGUUUUCUAUUGCAGUACAAAAUAUAUAUAUAGUCAAUUUCCUUCAAAAAUCCACACAUGGGAUAGUAUUAGAAGGCUAUUCUGGGCUUUUCUCUUUUAAUAUAUCUUGUACAUCUUUUUAUAUCAGCACAUAUAGAUCUACCUCAUUCUUCUUAACAGAUGCAGAGUAUUUAUUUCACUCGAUUGGUCCCCCUGUUGAUGGACAGUUGUUUCCAUUAUUUUACUGUGAUACACAAUGAUGCAAUGAGUGUUCUUGUCCACAAAUCUUUGCCCACUUCCAAGUCUGUAGAAUAAAUUCCUGGCAAUAAAAUUGCUGUCUCAAAAAGUAUGUGUAUGCACUUAAAUUGCUUAAUUACAUCACCAAUUUCCCUCCCAAAGUGUGGCACCAAUUACAUACCCAUCCAUAGCAUGUAACCAUCCCCAUUUUACCACACCCUCAGGGGGACUGGAUAUUAUCACCUGCCUCCUUCUUGAAUCUGAACUCUUGUCUGUAUUUCAACUCUGAGCAUGGUUAACUUGUUUCUUUUUCCUAGAAGGCUUCUCAGUCUCCUCCAUAGCUAUUGGAAACCCAGUGGGGCGGGGGAGUGGGAAAAGAAAGGGCAGAGCCUGAGACCUCACACCAGCCAAACCCUAGUGUAUCUGGCUUCCUGGAGAAAUUAACCUGAAAGCCCAAAUACACACUGAUAGGUCCACAGUAGUUGUUGUCUCUCCUUUCUUGGAAAUUAGGUUGGCUUAUUUCAUGCAGUGCUGACCAUCAUCUCAGGCCAAGGCCAGGAGACAGCCUGGGCCCACAUCACUUCACUUGGUCAGGUGGAAAGAAUUGCUCAGCCCCACAGGCUGUGCAAAUCUGGGUUUCUGAGAAAUGAUCCUGUGUCCACACUAGAGCCCGCUGAAUCUCCUGAGGCUGAGUUUGAUUCUGUCCAAAUAAAAAAUGAUCCCCUGUGGCAUCAUCCUUCCCUGUAGUCUUGUACUGUCUUCCUUUUGAUGUGACUUUUCCCUUAAUAAACUUGUCAGUUCCCUUUGGGAAAUGUUUAGCUUAGUCUUCUGUGUUUGACCUGGAGAAAAAGAAUUUGAGAGUUGAUUGCCUAUGGGAGGACAGACACAGUGGAAGGACAGCCUCUGUCUGGAGUUACAGUGUGUGGGAAUUACCCUCCUCUCUCCUUGUUGACUCAGGAGAGUAGAAACCUGGGGUGAGGACCCAGAGGCAAAGAGCCUGAGGUAUGAGAGAGAGCAGAUGUUUUGUACUGUCAAUCCUUUUGGAUUCUUGGUUACCUUACUUAUUCUAAACUUUCAAAAAUUUGACCAAAGACCUUCCCUCAAUCCAGGAUGGAGAAGAGUGAGCCUAGGUUGGUCCUUGAUUAGAUGCCAGACACCGUCUUUCUCUAGGAUCCAGGAAAAACUCAUCUGUCAACUGUUUUCAGCAGGUAGGGGGAGUCUAGGGUGUGUUUUCAGUAUGCCCAAGACCCCUCCUCCUCCUGAUAGGGCCAAGGAUAGCCAAAUCCUGCCCCUGCCCACCCAGGCCACACCCUGUGGCUGUGAGGUCCUAAAGUGGCAGGGGGAAGUUGCUCCUGACACAGAGAGGAGAGCCUCCCUUUUCUUUUGGACCUGCUCUUUCUCUCAGCUCAAUUACAGUCCAGAUCUCUGAACCCCGCCGAACCCUGUUCCUGCCUUUGGCUAGGGCUGCUCCAGGUUCUUGGCUCUGCACACACUUGCUUGGGGUCCAUCAGAAAGCCCUCCAUCCUCUGUGACCCUCUGUGCUCUUCCUGAGUCCUCACCUCCACACCAGGCCACACCUGUUCCCUCUGCCUCUGUAGGGAAGCCUGUCAGACUGCAGCUUUUUUGUUGUUGUUGGGGGGCCACACCUGUGACAUAUGGAAUUAAUUUCCCAGGCUAGGGGUCGAAGCAGAGCUUCAG